AUGUUAAUUUCAUUUAUUCAUUUGUCUAUAUUAUCAUUAUUCAAUAUUAUGAUUAUGAUUAUUACUACUAGUGUGAUGUUGAAUCCUUUAAAACCUAUAAAAAUAACUUUAAAUCAUGGUGGAUCAGUUAUUGGAAAAGAAGAAACUGUACAAAUUGAUGGAAAAGAAGUUCAAGUCAAUAGUUUCUUAGGUAUACCUUAUGCAUCAAAACCAAUUGAUAAAUUACGUUUUGCUCCACCAGUAAAACAUCCCGGUUGGAAAGGUUCAUAUAAUGCAACUAAAUUAUCAGCAACAUGUUGGCAAUAUAUAUUUGUAGGAUUUGAUGCUGUUAAUGCUGCUGGUAAAAUGUGGAUUAACAAUACUGAAAUGAGUGAAGAUUGUUUAUAUCUUAAUGUAUGGACUCCGAAACCUAGUGCCGAUAGUUCACGGUUUCCAGUUAUGGUAUGGAUAUAUGGCGGUGGGUUUACUUCAGGCAGUGCUAAUCUACAAGUAUAUAAUGGAGCUAUACUUUCAGCUACACAAAAUGUAAUUAUUGUUUCUAUGCAAUAUCGUGUCGGUGCAUUUGGUUUCUUACGAUUAAAGCCUAAUACUACCGAUCAAACGCAAACUAGUGCUCUAGGUAAUCAGGGCUUAUUAGAUCAAUUAAUGGCAUUAAAGUGGGUAAAAGAGAAUAUAGGACAAUUUCAUGGUGACCCAAAUCAAGUGACAAUAUUUGGUGAAUCUGCCGGAGCAGUCAGUGUGUCAAUUCUAUGGAUGUCACCAAUUGCUCAACCAUAUUUUCGUAGAGCGAUAUUACAAUCAGGUAGUCUAUAUGCUAGAUGGGGUUUAGACACUGCAGAUGAAGCACACGAGAAAGCAGAUAUAUUCACUCGGGAAUGUGGCUGCCAAUCACCCUCUGUAGACCGUAAAGCUAGUUUGGAAUGUCUUCGAAAGUUGGAUCCAUUAACACUUGUUAACCAACUGGAUAGUAUAAAUGUGGCUAUUGGUAAACGUCGUUAUGAUACUGUUCAAAAAUAUCUACGACCCAAAAAUCAUCAACAUGAACCGUUCCUAUUAAGCCAGUCUACAAGUACUCGAUUGUAUUUCGAUGUUCCAUUGCAACCAGUUAUUGAUGGUCAUCUUAUGACGAAACAUCCUGAUCAAAUUUUUCAUGACAAAAAUGCAUUAAAAGAUAAACCAGAAUUAUUGAUUGGUGUUAACACCAACGAGGCAAUGUUUUUCCUCCUCCCAGGCAUUUCAAUAAAAGAUACGCAAUUCCUAUUCCCAAAUGGUUCAGUUAUUAUGCCUGACACUAUAGGAUUGGCUGGUAAGAAACAACCAUUUAAACAGGGAGAAGAAAUAGCCGAUUUCUAUUGGAUCACAGCCACACAGAUAAUAGAGGAAUCUCAUAUGAGACCUGGUCUAGCAAAAUUACCAUCAUAUUAUUAUAAUUUACCACUCAUUUCCAGUCCAAAACAAGGUUACUACGAUCCGGAUACCAUACACAUCAAAGAUGAAGAACUUCUCAGACGAUUAGAUAAAUUUGCCGGUGAUUUAGACUUUGCUUGUCCAACUUUAAAUUUUGCUGAACAAGUUGCUAGAUUACCAGAUGCUAAAGUAUUCCUAUAUCAUUUUAACAAACGUACUGAAUCACUUCCUAUGCCUACAUGGACAGGUGUUAUGCAUGGCUAUGAAAUUGAAUAUAUUUUUGGUAUACCACAUGAUCCGGAAUUUUCAAAACAAUUUUAUAAUUUUACAGAUCCUGAAAAGGAAUUCAGUUCCAGAAUGAUGAAAAUGUGGACUAAUUUUGCUAAAACUGGACAUCCAUCUAAAAGUGAUGAUGGUCACGUGUCUAUACCAGAAUGGCCUUUGUUUCGUCGUACUGAUGGAUUUAUAUCAAGCGACCCAGAUCACUUGAUUCUAGAAAAUGAGACUAAACUCGGCAGUGGAUUACACCGUGAUCGCUGUGCGUUUUGGUUACAUGAAAUGAAAGACAUGACAGAUAUAUUAAACGAUACAUGUGAAUGUUCUAGUGGAAUAAAACCAACUGGAAGUUAUCUAUUCAUCAUUGGAUUAUGGUUACUUCUUUUCAUUGGAUAUUUAUAA
Schistosoma mattheei is the source of this 2085-nucleotide messenger RNA. Lineage: Eukaryota; Metazoa; Platyhelminthes; Trematoda; Strigeidida; Schistosomatidae. The record is from the annotation of a GenBank genome assembly.